UAAAACGUGCCUAAUCUAUAUCAUACUUGAAGUUUAUAUGUAUGAUAAUAAUUAAACAAUUAAAAUUAAAACUAAUUCAUAUGAUUUAAAAAUAAAUAAAAUUAUUGUCUGAUAUUCCUAAAAUAAAUUUAAGUAAUAAAACACAUCGUUAUAAACAAUGGAGAAUAUAGGGGAAAUAAUCGAUUACAACCAAUUAGGAUAUGAACAACAACAAUUAAUUAAAACAGCUGUACAAAGUGCACAAUUUUCCUACUCACCAUACAGCAAAUUUAAAGUGGGUGCUGCAAUUAAAUGUGAAGAUGGUACUGUAUUUAGUGGAUGUAAUAUUGAAAAUAUAAGUUUUACACCAGGAAUUUGUGCUGAACGUACAGCUAUUGCAAAAGCUGUUAGUGAAGGUUAUAAAAAUUUUAAGGAAAUUGCAAUUGUUGCUAAUGACCCUGAUCAAUUUACAUCACCGUGUGGUGUAUGUCGACAAACUAUUGUUGAAUUUUGUACUGAUAUUAAAAUUUAUUUAAGUAAGUUUAAUAUGGAUCAAGUAUUUGUAACAUCUAUUAAAGAAUUAUUACCAUUAUCAUUUUCACCAUAUACAGCUAAAAUGUAAAUUUUUCUAGCUAAUUUUUGCAUAUAAAAAUAAUAUUUUAUAUAUUCAACAAUGAUCAAUUGUUAAAA
Messenger RNA from Chrysoperla carnea, 669 nucleotides. RefSeq names its product cytidine deaminase-like. Bases 158 to 601 code for a protein of 147 amino acids. Gene Ontology annotation, molecular function: cytidine deaminase activity; zinc ion binding. NCBI's taxonomy places the organism in Eukaryota, Metazoa, Arthropoda, Insecta, Neuroptera, Chrysopidae. Gene Ontology annotation, cellular component: cytosol. The record is from RefSeq and is a predicted model, not a curated record. The transcript is spliced from 2 exons.